Molecule: messenger RNA, 1842 nt
Organism: Cyphomyrmex costatus
Lineage: Eukaryota; Metazoa; Arthropoda; Insecta; Hymenoptera; Formicidae
Exons: 1
Source: RefSeq, a predicted model, not a curated record
AUGCGUGAAAUAGAAGAUCAUACGAACGAAACAAGCUCUUAUUAUUUGCCCCAUCAUGCAGUUUUAAAAGAGAGUAGCAUUACAACGAAAUUAAGGGUAGUAUUCGACGCUUCAUGCAAAACCACAUCAGGGUUAUCAUUAAAUGACACGCUUUUAGCUGGUCCAACUAUUCAGGACGACUUAUUUUCCAUUUUGGCACGUUUUCGUAAUUUCGAAUACGUAGUGACCGCCGAUAUUCGUAAGAUGUAUAGGCAGGUUCUAGUCGAUGAAUCUCAAAGGCAUCUUCAGCGUAUUUUCUGGCGUAGCUCACCGCAAGAUGAUUUAAAGAUCUUCGAACUUUUGACACUCACGUAUGGAACAGUAUCUGCAUCAUUUUUGGCGAUUAGAACUGUUCGAAAACUAGCAGAAGAUGAAAUAGAAUCAUUUCCCAUUGGAUCAAAGAUAGUACUACGUGAUUUUUAUGUAGAUGAUUUGCUCACAGGAGCAUCUACAGUUCAAGAGGCACUUGAAAUCAAGAGACAAACCACAGAACUUCUGAAAAAGGGUGGAUUUGAAUUAGCAAAGUGGUCAUCUAAUCAUUCAUCUUUGCGAGACCAUCAAGGUCCCAUCGAGAAGGAAUUCAAUUUAACUUUCGACAACAAUAGUGAAAUCCGAGCUCUUGGAGUGAGCUGGAAUUGUAAAUCAGACACAUUCAAUUUCGUGAGCGUAGGGGAUCAUCAUCCAUUGACAAGACUCACAAAACGUGCUGUCUUGUCCAGAAUGACUUUAGUUUUUGACCCCUUAGGAUUAUUAGGGCCAUCCAUAAUAAUCGCUAAGCUCUUGAUGCAGGAUUUAUGGCGUUCCAAAAUUGAUUGGGAUGAAUCUAUAUCAAGCGAAUCUCAAACUCUAUGGAGAGAAUAUGAAUGUAAGUUGCAAUUCCUCAAAAAUCUCGAAAUAUCACGAAAGGUGGUAUGUAGUAAUAUGCAAGUCGCAGAAAUUCAUGGAUUUUGUGACGCGAGUCAACAAGCCUAUGGGGCAUGUCUUUAUAUUCGAUCCAUUUCAUGUGAUGGUCAGAUAGAAGUGCAUCUAUUGUGUUCUAAAUCUAGAGUAGCGCCCCUUAAAGCAUUAUCCAUACCACGACUCGAGCUUUGUGCAGCAUUGUUGCUGGCUCAACUUGUAAGCAAGAUAUGGAAUUGUUUGCCUUUCCAAGUGGAAUCUGUUUUUCUAUGGACUGAUUCACGUAUAGUGUUAUGUUGGCUGCAAUCAUGCAGCCGUAAAUGGACGACGUUUGUAGCGAACCGCGUAGCGGAAGUACAAAGGCUUACGGAUAUUAACAAUUGGAGACACGUGUCUGGAUCCGAAAAUCCUGCUGAUCCACUUUCGCGGGGCGUCAUGCCUGAUUUGUUAGGUAACUUAAGCAUAUGGUGGUCCGGACCGUCUUGGCUGAGGUUGAAUGAGAGCAAAUGGCCUUCUGGGAGGUCACAUGCUCCGGAAGUUGAAAUAUUUGAAGAAAGGACGAUAAUCUUAAAGGCCGAGAUAAGAACUGAAUCUCAAUAUGAUAUCUUUUAUCGGUUUUCGAAAUUUUCGCGUCUCAUACGUGUUGUGGCUCUUUGCCAUAGAUUCAUUAGGAAUUGUAGAGCAAGAAAAGGAGACUUAUCUCAUAAACCACAUAACAUGGGGAUAAGUAAAUUUCAGCCAUUAACAAUUGAGGAGCUGGAGCAGUCGGAGAUAGCUUUGGCAAGAUUAGCACAGCAUGACGCUUUUAAAGCAGAGUUGCAUUCCAUUAAGAUUAACAAUCAUGUAAACAAAAAUAGUAAUAUUCUGGCAUUAAAUCCUUUCAUGGAUACGCAUCGCCUUUUAAGG